UCUUUAUCUUGCUUACUUCCUUCUUCCCUGUACCGUCAGGUACAUAAGGCAGAGAGCAGUCGACGCCACGCUUGUCUGUCCCUGGCCACGUCCUCCAAUUUCGGCACAUCCAGGCUCUGGGUGAUUGCCUAAUCACUUAUAAGUUAUUCUGCCUCUAUAGCUUACAGGUCCUUGUUGGAAAUCUGUCAAUCGUCUUCACAGAACCGGACUACGCCGUCUCCCGGACACAAGAAGAAUUGCAAGCACCUGUCUGACCAAGAAGACUUCAUGUAAACUGCUCGUCUGCUGACUGAGUUUAUUAAAAAGUUUCUUCCAUAUAAUUUUCUUUUCGAAUGGAAGUUUCGCCGAAACAUAUCCGAUUUUCUGGGAGAACUGUCACAACUGAAAGUAUCGUUUCUUGGACGUUUUCAGGACAGUAGACACAUUUCUAUUGUUUCUGGUUUUGCAGGCUGUGUGUUUUUUCGUGGGGGUUUUUUGUGUGUUUGUUUUUUUCUUGUUUUUUGGGGGGGCGGGUUGAAAUUUUAAUUAAGCGUGGCUGCCCACCCCUUGAACCAUGGCCGAGUUCGGUGUUUCGGAGAGCUUGCAGAAAAUUCUGGACGAAGAAGCAGCUAUGGCUCAACAGAGGGAUAACCUGAAGUGGAUUCCUAUGAACGUUGUGUCUGGAAUGAACCGAUCUCUGGAAAAUUUAGGAGGUGAGGGAAACGGGGCCUCAUCUUUUGUUUCCAACGGCGGAGGAAAUAACAACGGCGACGACGACGACGACGACGACGACGAUAUCGACGAUACGAUCUACGAGGGACUCAACUCUAUCCAGGAAGCGGUGGAAGAGCAAGUGAGACGUGGGAGUCUGUACAGUGAGAGACCCGGCGACGCCGAACGUCCGAGCGAGGGGGAGCAACUCUCUCAGAACGAAGUGGAGGGAGGAGGUGUAGCAACACCACAUUUAGAGAAGAGAAAGGAGGAGGAGGAGAAAGGAGGGAGGGAGAAAAAGGAAGACCAAGGAGGAGGAGGAGGAGAAGGGGAAGGAGAAGGAGCUACAGCUUCGGAAGAGGAAGCUGUUGGAUCCGGGGACACUGAGGAGUCCGAGAAUUCUGGCCCAGAUUCUGAACAAGGGACAGAAACCAGCGAAAAUAGUGGCUCGGACGACAAAUCUGGGCUUACUCAACAUUCUAAAGGCAGAAAGAUGGACGAACCGCCUAUUGACUACAGCAGAAGGGGGAACCCUUUACCGGAUUACGGCAAGAGUGAGAGGCCAAAAUCUUCUCUGAAAGACAAUGUGGCCACACAGCUGGACACACAGGGGGCAGGCGCCCAGAGAGACAGAAACCCUCAGCAGGAAGCAGUGCAGGGGUCAAGAAUGGACACUGGUCACUCUAAUCAUGAGCCUGUCGCCCCAGUGGACAUGUCCGACCUGUCCAAACUGACCAAUCUGACGGAGAACACCAUCACAGACUGUUUGGAGGCGCGCUUCAAGAAAGACAUCAUCUACGUCAUCCUGGUGUCGGGGGAGUCCGGGGCGGGAAAGACAGAGGCCACCAAGUACAUGGUCAGGCACCUCAUGGCCAUUGGCGGGAGCGAGCUGGACAACCUGGAGGAGAAAGAGGAGGAAGACGUGUACUAUAUCCUGGCGGCCGUGCUGCUCAUCGCUGAGGUAGAGUUUAAAGAGGAGGAUCAUGACACUGUGAGCAUUGCGAAUCAAGAGGUGGUCGCUAAAG
Messenger RNA from Aplysia californica (California sea hare), 1715 nucleotides. RefSeq names its product myosin IA heavy chain. NCBI's taxonomy places the organism in Eukaryota, Metazoa, Mollusca, Gastropoda, Aplysiida, Aplysiidae. The record is from RefSeq and is a predicted model, not a curated record. Gene Ontology annotation, cellular component: myosin complex. Gene Ontology annotation, molecular function: ATP binding; cytoskeletal motor activity.